Cynara cardunculus var. scolymus (artichoke) is the source of this 1734-nucleotide messenger RNA. Its product is annotated as probable GTP-binding protein OBGM, mitochondrial. Gene Ontology annotation, molecular function: GTPase activity; GTP binding. The transcript has 6 exons. Gene Ontology annotation, cellular component: mitochondrion. The record is from RefSeq and is a predicted model, not a curated record. Lineage: Eukaryota; Viridiplantae; Streptophyta; Magnoliopsida; Asterales; Asteraceae. Bases 1043 to 1627 code for a protein of 194 amino acids.
AUCUAAAGAAUUUUCUUUCUCUAUGCACUCUUCCUUUUCCAUUUGAUAUCAAGCAAUUCAAAAUUCAAAUGGAUUCAUAGAUUUCAAAAUUUUGAAUCUCUUACUCUAAAAUCUUCUCCUUCACUCGUUCUUUUCUCUCAAUCGCACCGCAUCCAUCCUGCUUUGCUGGAUUGGCCGAUAUCGUAUGAAAACCCUAAAGAUAGGCCCUCGAUUCUGAUUCCAGUUUAUAGCCAGCAAGGAAUAGAAGCUUAAAGGCGAGAUAUCGAUCCAAACUUCUUUCACAACAUCAAUUGGCCUUUAAGCCAAAGUGGUGGCUGGAGCUCCCUAAUCGAAGGCAUCACUGCAACAAACGAGUCCAACAUUGUUGUGAAGCAGCGGCUAUGGAGGUUCUUGGAGCGUUGCAAUCGGCUUUCAUAGACACAGAUGUCCAAAACACAAAUGAAAAGAAAUUGUGAUUCGUGUCUUGUUCGAACAACGCCCCUCUCUUCUGUCACAACUCUCGUUCCCUGCCCCCUUCACUCGGCAAUCAGCACUCAAUCAAGGGCGACGAUGCUUGUAUAGYUCAGUCUCUGACCACAUGAUCAAGAUCUUUCUCUAAUUAGAGCAACAAAUGGAGUGAUGGUGUUCGUGUGGUGCAUGCAUUGAGCCAUCUGGGAUGUACUCAUCGUGAGGGCCAAAAUUUACAGCUUCACCACGAAACAUAAUGAUCCUUGGAAACGCCUUCAGAACUAGAAUUAAAAUUACAAACGUGUCUUCAAGGGAGCAAGAAUUUUGGCGAAAGGUGGAAGAACUAGGAAAUCUUGUCAGAAAUUCCUUUUCUCAAAACCUUCUUACAAGUCGAGGGUCUUUAUAGAAAUAGACUCUACUCCUCAGGGUAGAGAUAACGUCUGUGUACAUCCUACUCUCCCCUGACUGUACUUCGCUUGGGAUUCACUCCGUUUGUUUGGUUUGGCUUGGCUUUGAAAGAACUAGGAAACAUUUCAUUUACCACCAUAAUUAGUUAAAAUGUUAUGCUAUCUCAAACGAUUAUAGACUAGUAAAGAUGUGGCUACGUUGUAAGAACCCUGUUCAUUGUUUGGAGGCUUUCGGAAAAUACUCAAAAUCUAGAUGGAUCCUCCAAACUUCUGGAUUGUCAGAUACGCCUUUCAAAAAACCGAAGCUUGCACCCCUACAGGAACGUAGAAUGAUAGACCGUCGCAGGCUGUGGGCUAAAGGAGGAGAUGGUGGCAAUGGUUGCUUUAGCUUCCACCGUAGUCGACAUGACCGCCGUGGUAGACCUGAUGGUGGCAAUGGUGGAAGAGGCGGUGACGUGAUACUAGAAUGUUCCUCAACAGUUUGGGAUUUGAGCAGCCUGCAACAUCAUAUCGUUCGGGACUUGAUUUUGGAGCUAGAAUUUUAUCACGAGGGUUUAUCAGGUAGGCCGUCAUUAAUUGUAGCGAAUAAAGUCGAUGAGGUCGGGGCUGGAGAAGUAUACGAGGAGUUAAGAAGAAGGGUGGGCGGUGUUAAGAUUUUCCGGGUUUGUGCAGUGUUGGGAGAAGGUGUGCUGGAGUUAAAAGACGGUCUCCGGAUGCUUGUGAACGGAGAGGACUCGAAUCAACUAGCAUUAGACAACAUUGAUGUUGAUUAGGACGAUCUGUGUUUGUGACAUUAAUCAUCAAUUUUGUUAUGGUUGGUACGACUUAGAUUUGGGUUAUCUUCUGAACACGAAUCGGGCUUUUUUGGUAAACCCUUUCG